This is a messenger RNA of Callorhinchus milii (elephant shark), 1468 nucleotides long. Its product is annotated as homeobox protein MSH-C-like. Gene Ontology annotation, cellular component: nucleus. NCBI's taxonomy places the organism in Eukaryota, Metazoa, Chordata, Chondrichthyes, Chimaeriformes, Callorhinchidae. The transcript is spliced from 2 exons. The coding region runs from base 121 to 957 and encodes 278 amino acids. Gene Ontology annotation, molecular function: RNA polymerase II transcription regulatory region sequence-specific DNA binding; DNA-binding transcription factor activity, RNA polymerase II-specific. The record is from RefSeq and is a predicted model, not a curated record. Gene Ontology annotation, biological process: embryonic morphogenesis; regulation of transcription by RNA polymerase II.
CGGGAAUCGCAGGCAGCAACUUUUGAGGGGCAGAGUUGAGCGUAGGGUGAGAAUAGUUCCAUUUCUCCUCCAUGUCAAAAGCCAGGACGGAGGGCUCCAAACGCGAUCUGUAAAAGGUGUAUGGCCCCGUGCUGUCUGACCAUGAAUACCGUGCAAAGGUCUCUCAACCAGGGGAUGAAAGAGCAAGAGAAGGACUCGGGGAGUACAGGGAAGGGACGAGACUGCAGCGAAAGUUCGACCACGGACUCCAAGGGAUCUAAGAACCAAGUUUCCAAUCUUUCUUUCAGCGUGGAGUCCCUCAUAGCUGGAGACAGAAAAACUUUCAGGACGCAACCCUCUUCCUCGGAGCCCGGCCUGGCCGCGGUUAACCCUUUGGUUGCCAAGGACCAGCCUUCGGCAAGGACUCUGUAUCCUGGCAAAAGUUACCCCGUGGAGGAUUUUCAAAACUUUCCCGAAAACCCGUCCUCUCACGAGUCGGAAACGCUCAGCGACAAGGAGCAAUCUGCCUGGAUUCAAAACGGUUCCUAUUCACCCCCACCCAGACACCCCAGUCCAUCUCCGUGCACUCUGAGGAAACAUAAAAACAACAGGAAACCCAGAACGCCCUUCACAACUUCUCAGCUCCUGGCGUUGGAGCGCAAGUUCCGACAGAAACAGUACCUGUCCAUCGCCGAGAGAGCAGAAUUUUCGAGCUCCCUCAACCUGACCGAGACCCAAGUCAAGAUCUGGUUCCAAAACCGAAGAGCAAAGGCAAAGAGACUACAGGAAGCCGAGUUGGAAAAACUCAAACUGGCCGCUAAACCCUUAUUGCCCUCCUUUGGGCUGCCAUUUCCCCUAGGGACCCAUCUUACAUCUCCAUCUUUAUAUGGACCAUCCAACGCCUUCCAGCGCCCCAGUCUUCCCGUCCCAGGACUUUUCACAACCCCGGUCACAUAUGGAAUGUAUUAUUUAUCGUAAAUUGCAAGAAUUCUUGUAACUACUCUCCCGAUUUAAGAAAGACAGGAUUCCCCUUUUCACUGAUGUGAAAUCAACUGUAGCCAAGUUUCCAGGGCACAACGUGCUUUGGCUAAAAAAAAAUAAUUUUUCUAAAUAAUUCCAAUCGCUCUGGAGUCCAUGAUCGCUUAUUAGAUUAUUUGGGAACCAUAGGGAUUUUUUUUUCGGGCACAAAUUUCAAUUCAAAAACCCUGUACGCGGCGUCCUUUACUAUAAAGACGAUGUUUUCUAAAUAAUCGAUGCCAUUCAAACCAAAUACUUUUUUUUUAAAAAAAAUGUUAAGAGAAAACGAAGGCGAUGUAAUAAAAAUGUCCUAUUUAGGUUUGUGAGCCCGGACUUCAUUGAUAAAGCUGAACACAGAAGCGUUGAGGGUGAAGCGACAAUAGUUGCAAGAGUCUCUUGUCUGCUGUCAACUCUGUUGGAUAGAUUGGGGGGGGGGCAUGAAAAAUGCCUGGCUUUUAUUUUUUACAAAAAA